This is a messenger RNA of Drosophila miranda, 4973 nucleotides long. RefSeq lists its product as uncharacterized. The record is from RefSeq and is a predicted model, not a curated record. NCBI's taxonomy places the organism in Eukaryota, Metazoa, Arthropoda, Insecta, Diptera, Drosophilidae. The coding region runs from base 512 to 3013 and encodes 833 amino acids. Gene Ontology annotation, biological process: adenylate cyclase-activating adrenergic receptor signaling pathway. Gene Ontology annotation, molecular function: G protein-coupled receptor activity; dopamine neurotransmitter receptor activity, coupled via Gi/Go. Gene Ontology annotation, cellular component: membrane. The transcript has a single exon.
CAGUCUCGCAUCGCGUAUAUUUGGGGGCGCUUCGGCAGCCCCACACGACAGUUGUGCUUGGAACGCUUCGUAGUGAAGAUCGUGCUCGAUCGGUGCGCGCCCUACACCGCGAGAAAUAAAUCACUGAAAACACAUAUUGGCAGAGGGAAAAGAAACCCUCAUAUUAUUUUGUACCAACGACGACGAACUUCGCGUGUAAAUUAGCAAGCGUUCGGCAAGAAACAAGAAACAAACAUUUUUAACCAAAAAACCGCACAGUUUUUUUCGGGAAAAAUACAACAGAAAUUGGCUGUAAAUUGUGAAAAAGAUACAUACAUACCAAAAACGUUAAAAGCGAGUGAAAUUUGUGUCAUAAGCAAAGCCAAACACACAUAAGCGCAAAGCCAAAACCAAAACCAAAACAAAACAGUAAAAAAUUAAAAAAUAAAAUCAGACAGAGGUGACUGUCGAACUGUAAAGUGAUGUGCGUGCAACCAUCAGCCGGGGAACUCCAACAGAACUAGCCAGAAGAAUGGCAAUAGAUUUCCUCAUUUUGGCCCUGCUGCUCGUCUCGUUCCUCAUCAACCUUUUGGCGCUGUGCGCGUUCUGGAUCACGCCCGGACUACGCACCACGGCCAAUCGAUUCACCAUCAAUUUGCUGGCCAUCAAUCUGAUCGGCUGCUGCAUACUCGCACCCACCCUCUUUCUGGGCGGCGUCAGGAGCCUCAACGAGCCCCAGUCCGGUCCCGCUGCGGAGAGCAUCGAGUUCUACUCGAAGCCGGGCAAUCAUCAGGUCACCAUCCGGCGCCAUGGCCAGGUCGUGGAGCAAGACGGCAUCGUCGUGCGGCGAAACAUCAGCGACGGUGACACCAUCGAGACCAUCUUCAAGUGCAACGCCACCUACUGCCGAGAGCUAACGAUCGACGAGCGGGGCGAUGGCGGCAUCGUCAUCACGGAGACGGAGACCCAUGAGGACAACCUGAGCGCCUUUGGCAGCACCCCCAGUCCGUUGCCCACUCCGGCGUUCGUGUUGCCACCCGUAGAGAUGCGCUGCUGGUCAAUCGACAUGACGGCGGCCCUGGGCGCCCUCGCUGUGCUUCUGGUCGUUGGAGACACCUGGUGCGCGGUCACCGAUCCUCUGCGCUAUCACAGCCGCAUUUCGGGCGUAAAGACAUGGGUCUUCAUCGCCCUUACCUGGGCCGUGGGGAUCCUUUUUGGAGCACUAUCGGCCCUCCGGGUGCUCGACUUUGAGGCGGACACGCUGCUGAGUCGACAGCGGCGCCUGGCAGCCACCUUCUUCAACAUCAGCAGCACGAACAGCAUCUUUGGGGUGGUCUACGCCUGCGUGUACUUCAUCGUGAUAAUUAUGCUGCCCUUCGGCUUCGUUUGCGGUAUGUACUGGCGCAUCUUCAGCGAGGCGCGAGGCAACGGACUCCGGAUGCGGCAGAACGGAUCCUCGCCGCUGCUGCAGAGCGCCCUAAAUCUGACGGGAGCCCACCAGGCGGCGCAGGCCAAUCAGUAUGCCAACAGCCUCUGCGUGCACAGGCACUCCAUCUCCUCGGCCAGCUCCCAUGGCGGCUGCAGUGGCGGAGGAGGCAGUUCCAGCGUAGGGGGUCUUCAGAUGCAGAUCGAUCAGCGCCAGCAGCGCAGCUCCCCCAGCUGCCUGCGACGCGAUUCGGCGGCCAAGGUGCUCCUGCCCACCAUUUCCGAUGACGGAGGCUCAGACGGGGACGCGGAGAGCAACGUCGGCAUCCAGUUAAUGCCGGUGCCGGAGCAGACGCUGGCCGAUCGCAACCAGAACAUCCUGCUGACCCUCCAGACGGCCAGCGGCGAGAUCAAGCGGAACUACUCGGCCCGCCAGCUGCCGCUCCUGGGCACAUCUUCGCAGGAUCUGCGCGAGACGAACCGCCUGCAGGGCAUCCGCCAGGUGCACAGCUCUCCCAAUCUGCACAAGUACACGGAGCUGCGCCAGGACUCGCUUAGCGAUGAGUGUGGAUCGCCGCACCUGCUGGGGCACGCACAGCUCCAGCAGCAGCAGACGAUCCAGCAGCAUCAUCAGCAGCAGCAGCAAAGCCACCAGCAUCAGCAGCAGCACCACCCGCACUUUAGCUCGCCUCGGCACCAGCAGCUGCAACAUCAGCACCAGCUGCAUGGAAGCUUGGGCGGACCCUCGGGCCAUGCCCUCCAAAUACCCGCCAUCCACGCCUCCCCCAAGGCCCUCAGCUACAUGAGCUCGCUGCGUCAUCGCUUGAGUAAUGCCAGCUCGCUCUUCAAAUACCGCGAGGAGUCGCGUGCCGCCCGCAUCAGCAUUCUGGUGGUGAUCAUGUUUGUGGUCUCUUACCUGCCCUUCGGGCUGCUGGUGCUCCUGCAAGCGCGCCUCUCCGCGGCCAACUUUGGGGGCUCCUCGCAGCUAGCCAUCUUUAUGAUCCUGCUGGCCAACCUCAGUUCGCCCUUCAUUUUUGCGUAUCGCAACAAGCGGGUGCGGCGUGGAGUCAAACGGCUCUUUGGUUUGGAGUCCUCGAGCUCCCUUCAGCGCCACUGCAGCAGCAGCAUCAAGACCAAUGGCACUGGUGGGGCAGGCGGAAUCGUGUCCGGACCCAAUGCCGCCCAGCUGCAGAGGAACAGCAGCAAGCUCUCGCAGUACAGUAGCAACAGCUGUCGCUAUCUGACGCCCCAGAGCUCCCUCGUAAGUCAGUGCCAGCCCGCAGCGGUGCACACUACCCUGACCCUGCGUCCGAACAGCAGCUGUAGUACCAUCAUCAACUUUGGGACGACCACACGGGGAUCGGCAGAGUCCGAGGACCUGCCCUCGCCGCCACUGGCACCACUGGCACCACCGGCCCCACCACCACCCCCGUCGCAGACGAGGAACAUGCGCCCCAAGCUGCAGCGGGGCAUCACCAUUGUGGAGCACAUCUCCCUCAGCCCGCCGACGCCGCGUAAGUACCAGGCGCGCCGCGGCCGCCUGUUUGAGAUGUUCUUCCGCGGCUCCAAGAAGCUGCAGUCCAACUGUGGCAUGCCCACAGAGGUCUAAGAUGCCUGAGAGAUCGAAGAGCGGAGUACACUCGCUUGCUGAAGAAUUCUAAAACAGUAUUCGUAAUUUGUAAGUUACCAAUUAGCAAAGACAACAACAAGUGUUUGACUUUGAAUUUUUACGCCGAAAUAAUGCUGUCUCUAGAAGCUUCUCAUGCCAAAAAAAAAGAAAACAAAAACAAAAGAAAGAAGGAAAGACGAUAAAUUCGAGUGCUUGUCAAACUGUUCAAACAGUUUUAUAAGCACAAAAAAAUAUAAGAAAAAUACGAAGAACAAAAGUACCUUUAAAAAAACGAUUAACAAAAAAAAUAGAAACAUCUGUGUACAAGUCAAAUUAAAUUUAAAAUACAAUGGCACAUUCGUAUAAGAAAUAUCAAACUGUAAACUGGAACCAAGCCAAGUCGGGAUCCGAUCGAAUCGGAUCGGAUCGGAUGGGAAUCAAUGUACCUAAGCAACAAAAGCAUAUUAACAUUUAAUGUUUUUACUCAAACUCAAACAAAACAAAAAAACCACAAAUCGAAAACCAAUCGACAAAAAUAGCAAAGACAGCACAGUUUUAACCAGUCACACACGAAAGCACCAGCUAAUUUAUUAUUUAUUAACUUUAUAGAACUAUUAUUAUUAUCAUUAGAAAUCUGUAUAAAUAUUUAUUAGACAAAACCAACACGAAAAGCUUUAACUCCAAAACAUUCUGGCUAAGAGAAACGCUAAACAUUCAAUUAUAAGUUAAUUAAGUCAAUGUGCAAAGCAUAUGUGUAUUCUAGAGCCAUAAGAAUAGUAGUCUUACAACCGAGCACCUAGUGCCGAUCAGUGCUUUUCAAACUGUCCUGUUCCUGUGGCUCUAUUCCUGUGUCCUGUGUCCUAGAGGGGCGACCAUUGAAUGGCCGCUGUUUUCAUAUUGAAAACGCGUCAGUCAAUGCAAUGGUCGCCUCCAGCUCCAGUUCCAGAGAAAACCAGCCAGAGAGUCAGACAGCCAGACAGUCAGUCAGUCAGUAACUUAUUUUAGAGCGGGCGGUCGGUCCAUUAAAGUCAAUUUUCUUUCUUUAGAAUUCAGGCAUUGCGUGCAGCUAAAUACCUCAUUAGUUUUAAUUUCAAGUGAGAGAUGGACGGCGGCUUUGCGAGUAGGUCAGAAGUCAGAGCAGAGCCAUCAUCGGUGGCGGGCCUCGGCUCAUGUAUUAUACAUACUUGGGUCUGCAGUGCUCUAUAAUGGCCCUGGCAUUUGUCUCUUCUCUGCCUUGGCCGCCGCCUCCAGGCCAGAAAGCUUUAUAUCCUAAGUUCGCUUUAGCCCGCUUUGAUUUUCCGCCUGCCCAACUGACUCGCUUUCCACACAAACAAACACAAGAUACAACACAAAAACCAACCUCGAAUUUAUAUUUCUAAAGUUUAUAUUUUAUAUAUGUAUAGAGCGUGUGCAUACCGAAUAUCUAUAAAUAUUUAUGCAUGUGUGUUCGGACAAAGAAAAUGUAUUUCAAAACCAAUUAUUGUGAUGUUGAGCUGAGAGGAAAACAAGAAUGUAAGAAUGUCAUUUCGAAAUGCAUUGAGAAAUAACUUAAAACAUGUAUUAAUAGUUUACAUACUACAUACUAUAUGUGUGUACCUAUACAGAUGCAGAGAAACACACACACACACACAAAGCAUAUAUGUAUACAUUUACUAUAUAUAGUAGUGAUAUUUUUUCAAAUUUAUUCAACUGUCAUUCGCUAAACCAUUACGAUUAAUUGUAAAUGCAAUGAAAGCAUUAAAAUAAUUCAAUGUGACAAAUUAGCUUUUAAUCUGAAACCGAAACAAAUACAAAAAUCCAAAUGCAGCAAACAAAAAAAGAGAAAGAAAAAUAUUAUAACUGCAAAUUAAUUAUUAAUCGAAAAAUCGAUGGAAAAAACCAAUCCAAAACAAAACCAAACCAAACAACACACAAAGCAACAAAACUCUAUUCAAAUAAAAGAUUAUGUGUCUUAAAAGAA